Xyrauchen texanus (razorback sucker) is the source of this 1619-nucleotide messenger RNA. RefSeq names its product jun dimerization protein 2-like. Bases 55 to 654 code for a protein of 199 amino acids. The transcript is spliced from 4 exons. Gene Ontology annotation, molecular function: DNA-binding transcription factor activity, RNA polymerase II-specific; RNA polymerase II cis-regulatory region sequence-specific DNA binding. Lineage: Eukaryota; Metazoa; Chordata; Actinopteri; Cypriniformes; Catostomidae. Gene Ontology annotation, biological process: regulation of transcription by RNA polymerase II. The record is from RefSeq and is a predicted model, not a curated record. Gene Ontology annotation, cellular component: nucleus.
CUUCCGCAUUCCUCGCUCUUCCCGAUCAGGGAUCAGCGCUCGAGAAACGAGCUGAUGCAACGAUUCCCGCUCUUCAAGAUCUACUCGCGACCGACAGCUGACGUCAGAAAGGGAUUCCACGCGCUCACCGCGGGACCAAAGUCAGCUGUGGUCACAGGCGUUUGUGACAUGAUGCCCGGACAGAUCCCGGACCCCUCGGUGACGGCAGGCUCUCUGCCCAGUCUCGGCCCACUGGCAGGCAUCUCUGCCACCACACUAACUGACCAGCUGAAAUACGCUGACCUCUGCAACCUCGGGGUCAUGCUGUCCCCUUUACAUCUACUAGGAAAGCUGGGCAAGCGCCCACUGCAGAUUAAAGCUGAGAAAGAUGAAGAGGAAGAGCGCAGGAAAAGAAGGCGAGAGAAAAACAAAGUAGCAGCAGCAAGAUGUCGAAACAAAAAGAAAGAAAGAACUGAGUAUCUACAAAGGGAGUCGGAACGUCUGGAGAUGAUGAACUCUGAGCUCAAGGCACAAAUCGAGGAGCUCAAACACGAGCGACAGCAGCUCAUACUGAUGCUCAAUCGCCAUCGGCCCACCUGCAUCGUGAGUACGGACACCAUCAAGACCCCAGAGAAAGAGCCCAACCCCCUCAUGGAGCAGCUGAAGUCCAAAUGAGAAGAAUCGGAGAAGAACGACACAUUUCCAUGUUACUGUUUACAGGCUGCUCCUCUCCGGCUAACUGAAGCACUUGCUUGAAGCACUUGGACGUUUAAGGGAAAAGAGAGAGAGUGGCUUUUCUGGCCUGUGAGGUUGGAGAAUCGAGACUUAAUCAAAGCAAAGAAAAACACGCCGAUGCCCUGUUUAGAUUGGGCACGCAUUGGCACUUUUGGCAACUUUUUUUCAUUCAUGGUCAUGAAGUGCCUUAUUUGUUUGUUUAAGUCCAUUUAGUUCCAAAUGAAUUGUCAACGAUAGACCGAUGUAUCGGAUAUUUUGCCAUUAUCGGUAUCAGCCGAUAACCGUGUUCACUUGGCCGAUAAACAAAACUGUUAAUUUUCCCAUGAGUCAGUUCCAACAUCCACCAAUAGAUUUGUCAAUGGAUAGUCAACACUUUCUGUUUCCAAGGUUUUUGCGAAUUUUAGUAAAUACUGCGUAAAGUUUCACUACAAAAUUUGUGUAAAACUGAUUUGCUGUUGUUUACUUGUAUUAAGUUUAUCAGCAUUUAUAUCGGCCAUUCUGCUCUCUAGAUAUCAGCUAUUGUAAAACCCAUAUCGGUCGAGCACUAGUUAGGAAUUCAUGAAGAAACUCACUCCGUUAUCGUGGCAAAGCCAUGAAAGGUUACACACCCAUUGUUGUGGCAUCAUGUUAACUGGACUAGUUUUCAUGGACUGUCUCCACAAUGUUUAUUCACCAUUUGCUGCCUUCAGUUGAUUUUUUUUCUGACGCAGGCGUCAUGUAUGCACAUAUGUAUGAACUGUUUACAUCUUGCCAAUUUAUUAUAGUUAUCUACUAUAUACAGUAUAUGACUUUUAUACUUAUUGUACGUUACAUGGACUUAUCACUAGAUGUGAUACAUUUUAUGCAACAAUUUCAUAACCUCUAUUUCUGUGACUUAAUUUGUUUUACAAUUAUUAAACAAGUGA